GGUGAGAAGUAUACCUGAAACUGUGCGAAACAGCAUUUACAAUUCCGCUAUGGCACUCCAAAGAUUGCAAAUUCAACAUUGUCGAGUGUUUUCUAGUUUGAUCAAUAACCAAUUUAAUCUUCGACGAAAUCAGUCUGUUUUGGCAACACCUGACGAAAAUCCCAGGAUUUUAAUCACCGGUGGACUGGGUCAACUUGCAACUGGAUUGGCUAAAAUCCUACGUGAAAAGUAUGGCAAAGACAAUGUCAUCAUAUCCGACAUUCUUAAACCAUCGAAAGAAGAUUUUAAUCCGUGGACGAGCCAUGCUGUAUAAGAGCAUGCCAAGAUUGAUAGCCGUGCCAAUCAAAAUGCCUUGCGACAGACCGACAAAGACGCAAAAGGACGAACGUAAAGCCAAAAGGCACUAAAUCAAUUGCUGCGUUUCAACCAGUUGAAAUUAGUCCAACGUGUGGGGGAUUUCGAUCGUAGUAAAAAAUAAAUCGUUUCACUAACUUU
Messenger RNA from Daphnia carinata, 495 nucleotides. Its product is annotated as L-threonine 3-dehydrogenase, mitochondrial-like. Gene Ontology annotation, biological process: L-threonine catabolic process. The record is from RefSeq and is a predicted model, not a curated record. The coding region runs from base 50 to 313 and encodes 87 amino acids. Gene Ontology annotation, molecular function: L-threonine 3-dehydrogenase activity. The transcript has 3 exons. NCBI's taxonomy places the organism in Eukaryota, Metazoa, Arthropoda, Branchiopoda, Diplostraca, Daphniidae.